AUGGAAUACCUUGGAUGUUCUGCGUGGUCUCUUUUGUUCGAGGUGUCGUCUGUUUUUCUCUUGCUGCCGACAUCAAAAGGAGAUAUCAGUUAUUCUACUCCAGAGGAGAAGAAGAUCGGGGCUGUGAUUGGAAACCUCGCGAAGGACCUUGGAAUAAAUGCGAACACACUGGCAUUGCGCAAAGCCCGUUUGGAUGUGGAGAGUGACAGCAAACGCUAUUGUGACAUUGACAUGAAAACUGGCGAUCUGACCGUCGCUGAUAGAAUCGACAGAGAGCAACUUUGUGGAUUCAUGACUGCGUGUAUGUUGAAAUACGAAGUGAUUCUAGAGAACCCUUUGGAAUUACACCGCGUUAUUGUAGAAAUUACUGACAUUAAUGAUAACGCGCCGGCUUUUUCAAAGGAUGUCGUUAAAUUAGAGAUCAGAGAGCAAGCACACAAAGGAGCUCGCUAUGCCAUUAAUGAAGCACACGAUGCAGAUAUCGGCGUGAAUGCAGUACAGAACUACAAACUGCAGGAUAAUCCUUACUUCUCGUUUGUUUUUCAUAAUAACCCGGGCCAAGAAAAAUACGGGGAGAUCAUUUUAGAGAAAGAGUUGGACCGUGAACAGGAGCAGGAGGUGAAGUUGUUGCUCAUCGCUCUGGAUGGAGGAAAUCCACCUAAAUCUGCAUCUGUACUAAUACACGUUACAGUCCUCGACGCCAAUGAUAAUUCUCCAGUGUUCACUCAACCCGUUUAUAAGGUGAGUCUGAGAGAAGAUUCUCCCGUUGGCACGACAAUAACGACAGUGAGAGCCACGGAUGCUGAUGAAGGCGCAAAUGGUCAGGUGAUUUAUGAAUUUGGACACAUCUCUAACGACAUGCUAAAAUUAUUUACACUCGAGUCCGAAACGGGGGAUUUAAUUUUAAGCGGCACAGUGGACUACGAAAAACAAACGACGUAUGAAUUAAGGAUUCAAGGUAAAGAUGGUUCGGGACUUGCUUCUUUUGCGAAGGUGGUAAUCGAUAUAGAGGACGUGAAUGACAAUGCACCUACUAUACACCUAAAAUCACUGAAUAAUCCCAUUCCUGAAAACGCACCAUCUGGAACAGAAGUAGGCAUAAUUAAUGUUCAAGACAAAGACUCGGAGAAAAAUCGGCAAAUCCGGUGUAGCAUUCAAGGAAAUGUUCCUUUUAUGUUAAAACCUUCCAUUAAAAAUUACUUCUCCGUUGUGACAUCUGGCGCACUCGAUCGCGAAUUUAGGUCAGAAUACAAUAUCACAUUUAUUGCAGUGGAUGGAGGAUCUCCACCUUUAUCCUCCUUGAAGACAGUUCAUUUUUCUGUAUCGGAUGUGAACGACAAUCCUCCUGUAUUUGAACAGCAAUCCUACGCUGCAUAUGUAACGGAAAAUAACAAGCCAGGAACCUCUAUUAGUUCUGUUAGUGCAAGAGACCCAGACUGGAGGCAGAAUGGUACAGUGCUGUAUUCUGUGGUGCCCAGUGAGAUAAACGGUGUUGCAGUGUCCUCCUUUUUAUCCAUUAACUCAGAUUCAGGAGUGAUCCAUGCUGUGAGGUCAUUUGACUAUGAAAAGUUCAGAAACUUUAAAGUCCAGGUUGUAGCCAGAGACAAUGGUUCUCCUCCACUCAGCAGCAACGUGACUGUGAGUGUGUUCAUCUCAGAUGAGAAUGAUAACUCUCCACAGAUAUUAUACCCUGCUCCAGAGGGAAAGUCUUUCAUGACUGAAAUGGUCCCUAAAGCUGCUCUCUCUGGUUCUCUGGUCUCCAAAGUGAUCGCUGUGGAUGCCGACUCUGGACAGAAUGCGUGGCUGUCGUAUCAGAUUGUCAAAUCUACUGAUCCGGGACUUUUCACUAUCGGUGUCCAUAGUGGAGAGAUCAGGGCUCAGAGGGACAUUACUGAAUCUGACAGCAUGAAACAGAACCUCGUUAUCUCAGUGAAAGAUAAUGGACAGCCGCCUCUCUCUGCUACCUGUUCUGUAUAUUUACUUAUUUCUGAUAACCUUGCUGAAGUUCCAGAACUCAAAGACACAUCUUAUGAGGAGAACAAUUCCAAACUGACUUUUUAUUUGAUCAUUGCGCUCAUUUCUGUGUCCACCUUCUUCCUGACCUUCAUUAUUCUGAUCCUGGCUGUGAGGUUUUGCCACAGGAGAAAGCCCAGACUGUUGUUUGAUGGAGCAGUUGCCAUUCCCAGCACGUAUCUCCCUCCCAACUAUGCAGAGGUGGAGGGAGCUGGAACUCUCCACAGUUCUUACAAUUAUGACACGUAUCUAACAACAGGAUCACGCACCAGUGACUUCAAGUUCAUCACAUCUUACAAUGACAGCACUCUGACUGCUGGUGGAACUCUGAAGAAGAGCCAGGAUGAGGUUUUAGGUGCGAGUCUGAUUACACUUAACAACACAUGUGAUGUUGGCGAUGAGGUAAGAAAACCUCAUGGAUUUGUGUUCUUGGUGGAGAAUCGUCUAUUAUGUGGUUUUAUGGUCAGUUUUUGA
Neoarius graeffei (lesser salmon catfish) is the source of this 2487-nucleotide messenger RNA. Its product is annotated as protocadherin beta-16-like. Gene Ontology annotation, molecular function: calcium ion binding. Gene Ontology annotation, cellular component: plasma membrane. Gene Ontology annotation, biological process: homophilic cell-cell adhesion. Bases 1 to 2487 code for a protein of 828 amino acids. The record is from RefSeq and is a predicted model, not a curated record. NCBI's taxonomy places the organism in Eukaryota, Metazoa, Chordata, Actinopteri, Siluriformes, Ariidae. The transcript has a single exon.